Molecule: messenger RNA, 2344 nt
Organism: Callithrix jacchus (white-tufted-ear marmoset)
Lineage: Eukaryota; Metazoa; Chordata; Mammalia; Primates; Cebidae
Gene: DTX3
Product: deltex E3 ubiquitin ligase 3
Biological process (GO): protein ubiquitination; Notch signaling pathway
Source: RefSeq, a predicted model, not a curated record
AGGGACAGCUGCUCCUUUUUUGGAUCAGUCAAUAAAUGGAGGUCACACUUAUGGCCCCUCUUUCUGUUUGAGCUGCAUUGGGAGGUGUUGUGGGGACAGCACUGUAGCCCAAUGCGACCAGACUCUGGGGAAACAUCAGGCCUCUCCAGCUGAGCCCUUGUGUGAGCCCCGCCCCUCCCUAAAUACCAGACUAGGGAGCUGACAGACAGCCCUGCCUGUGCUGGGUUUAAAAGGUGACAAUGAGAACUUUGUUAUUGUGGGGGCUGCUGCCACUUCGUUCACCUCUUUAACAGACUUCAGCGGAAGGGACUGAGUUAGCUCUCAAGGAAGGCUCCCUGGCAAUAGGGGCUGAAUUAUUUGGGAAUAUGGAGCAGCGCAAGGAAUUGGGAACACAGGAAAUACUCCAGUUCAUGUGAUCUGAGGGAGGCGUCAGGAAGACCUCCACCUGUGUGGGCUUUUUCUUUCCUGGCUUCUCUUAUGUGUGCCCUAGGCUUUCUUGGGGGCCUCAGAGCUGGGGAAGAAAGGAGGAAGGCCUGGUCAGCUGAGUGGAAAUAGAAGGAUUUCUGCUGCCAUCAUCUUCCAUGGGCUUUCCAGGUCACACGACCUACAAGUAGGGAGCAGGGAAAAAAGAGUGAGCCUGCAUGCCAAUUCUAAGCUCUUCGGGAUCAAAUGUCGUUCGUCCUGUCCAGAAUGGCAGCCUGUGGAGGCACCUGCAAGAACAAAGUGACUGUCUCCAAGCCUGUGUGGGACUUCCUGAGCAAGGAGACCCCAGCCCGGCUGGCCCGGCUUCGGGAGGAGCACCGUGUGUCCAUCCUUAUAGAUGGCGAGACUUCUGACAUCUAUGUUCUCCAGCUUUCCCCACAGGGCCCUCCCCCGGCCCCUCCCAAUGGGCUCUACCUAGCCCGGAAGGCUCUCAAGGGGCUGCUAAAAGAGGCAGAGAAAGAGCUGAAGAAAGCUCAGAGGCAGGGGGAGCUGAUGGGCUGCCUGGCUCUGGGGGGUGGAGGGGAGCACCCUGAGAUGCACCGCCCAGGCCCACCCCCUCUCCGAGCAGCCCCACUUCUGCCCCCAGGGGCUCGGGGGCUCCCCCCUCCUCCUCCCCCACUGCCCCCACCUCUUCCUCCUCGCCUUCGGGAGGAGGCAGAAGAGCAGGAGAGCACCUGCCCCAUCUGUCUGGGGGAGAUCCAGAACGCCAAGACAUUGGAGAAGUGCCGGCAUUCAUUCUGCGAGGGCUGCAUCACCCGGGCUCUGCAGGUGAAAAAAGCCUGCCCCAUGUGUGGCCGCUUCUAUGGGCAGCUGGUGGGCAACCAGCCCCAGAAUGGGCGGAUGCUGGUCUCUAAGGACGCCACCCUCCUACUGCCCAGCUACGAGAAGUACGGCACCAUCGUCAUCCAGUACGUCUUCCCGCCUGGUGUCCAAGGGGCUGAACACCCAAACCCAGGAGUUCGGUAUCCUGGCACCACACGGGUGGCCUACCUCCCGGACUGCCCUGAGGGCAACAAGGUGCUGACCCUGUUCCGCAAGGCGUUUGACCAGCGUCUCACCUUCACUAUCGGCACAUCCAUGACCACAGGGAGACCGAAUGUCAUCACCUGGAACGACAUCCACCACAAGACCAGCUGCACAGGGGGACCCCAGCUGUUUGGGUACCCGGACCCCACCUACCUGACCCGGGUGCAAGAGGAGCUGAGAGCCAAGGGUAUCACAGAUGACUGAAGGACAUCCCCUUUGCCUAGGCCCCUGCUGUCCACCUCUACUAGGACCCAGCAGAAGCCUCUGUUCUACUCUCUGCCCCCUGCCCCCACACCACACCUGUAGGGGACCUGUCUAAUUGGGAAGGGAGUUCAGAGAGGGAGGGGGGGCAAUCCCUUCCCCCCAGUCCUCCACUGGCCAAGUGUUUCAGUGCAGUGUGAGCCACUCCCUUCUGGCAGAGGCCGACCUCCAAGGCCCUGUUCCCUGCUCCCUGUGUACAUAUACACCCAGUUUCCCUGCCCCUCCAUUGCCCUUGGCUUUUUCUGGUAUGUGCUGUGCUCCAUGACCAAGCUGUGAAAGGACCUAGGGUGGGGAAGGGAGGGUCUGUUGAUCUCCCGUCACCCCCACUUAUUGCUCCACUGCUGAACUUGGGGUGCAGGGAAGGAGGAAUUGGGCUGAUGUGAGCUCCCCGCCACCCUCCAUGGAGCCAGUUCUCCCUCAACCUUGUCCUUUCUCGCCUGUGUCUCAGUCUCUGUUAGUCUGUCUUUCUCCGCUCUUCUCUGACCCCUAUGAGGAACCUCCUUACCCUGUUCUGGAAUCGCUGCCAGACUGUAGCUUUUAAUUUAAUAAAAAUAAAGUAAAAUAUGCAACUCUU